Knipowitschia caucasica is the source of this 555-nucleotide messenger RNA. The record is from the annotation of a GenBank genome assembly. NCBI's taxonomy places the organism in Eukaryota, Metazoa, Chordata, Actinopteri, Gobiiformes, Gobiidae.
AUGCUCCUCAGUCCUCAUGGACCCCAGCUGGACCACAUCUGGAUCACAGCUGGACCACAUCUGGACUACAUCUGGACCACAUCUAGACCACAGAUCCAUGACUCCCUCUGGUUCGACGUCCAAAAGUUUGUGUCCAGAGAACUCCUAGAUCUUCUGCUGACCCUAAGGCCCCGACUCCACCGGGCGCGUCCAGACGUGGACACGGGUCCAGACGUGGACACGGGUCUAGAUGGGGACACGGGUCCAGAUGUGGUCUCGGGUCCAGACGUGGACACGGGUCUAGAUGGGGACACGGGUCUAGAUGGGGACACGGGUCCAGAUGUGGUCUCGGGUCCAGACGUGGACACGGGUCUAGAUGGGGACACGGGUCCAGACGUGGACACGGGUCCGGACGUGGACACGGGUCUAGAUGGGGACACGGGUCCAGAUGUGGUCUCGGGUCCAGACGUGGACACGAGUUCAGACAGGUCUAGACAUGGACACGGGUCCAGAUGUGGUCCCAGGUCCAGACGUGGACACGGGUCCAGACAUGGACAUGAGUCCAGACAGGUCUAG